Messenger RNA from Oryctolagus cuniculus (rabbit), 4397 nucleotides. The record is from RefSeq and is a predicted model, not a curated record. NCBI's taxonomy places the organism in Eukaryota, Metazoa, Chordata, Mammalia, Lagomorpha, Leporidae.
GCAAAAAGCCCCUUCGCUUCUGCAGUCCCCAUCCCUGCUGCACCCAGUGCCCGGAGGAGCGGGCUGAAGGAGAGCUGGCAGGGCUCCAGCAGGCUUGGCCUCCGGCUGUGCGCGAUGAAAGCCACACCUUGUUAGCCCCGCCAUCUCCUAAACACCCAGGUCUCCGGAGGCCCCUGGGAGAGACAUAGGCAGCCCUGCCUGAGUUGUGGCUCCGCACCUUCUCCUCACCACCUGGCUCCUCUUCCCCUCCCCAGCUCCCCACUCCUUCUCUCCCUGCCCCAUCCGCCCUGCUGAGCCGGGUGUAGACGGAAGCUCUCUGCUCUCCCCUCCUAGAGACUCACUGGCCAGGUCCCGUUUCCCCCUGUUCUGUGCACCCAGAUCCUGGAACACAGAGGGGAGGGAUCCUUUUGACUCCACAAGUCCUUAAGCAGAAAGACUGAAGACCGCGGAGAGCAGGGGCGUGCCGGUGAGCUGCCCCACAGCCCCAUCAUGGAAGAGGGCUUCCGGGACCGGGCAGCUUUCAUCCGCGGGGCCAAGGACAUCGCCAAGGAGGUGAAGAAGCAUGCGACCAAGAAGGUGGUGAAAGGCCUGGACCGGGUCCAGGACGAAUACUCGCGCAGAUCCUACUCCCGCUUUGAGGAGGAGGACGAUGACGAUGACUACCCUGCCCCCGCUGAUGGCUACUACCGUGGAGAAGGGGCCCAGGACGAGGAGGAAGGUGGGGCAUCCAGUGACGCCACUGAGGGCCACGACGAGGAGGAUGAGAUCUACGAGGGGGAGUAUCAGGGGAUCCCCCGGGCAGAGUCAGGGGGCAAGGGCGAGCGCUUGGCAGAUGGGGCGCCCCUGGCUGGAGUGCGGGGAGGCUUGAGUGACGGCGAGGGCCCCCCCGGAGGCCGGGGAGAAGCGCAGCGGCGGAAGGAGCGGGAAGAACUGGCUCAGCAGUAUGAAGCCAUCCUGCGGGAGUGCGGCCACGGCCGCUUCCAGUGGACGCUCUAUUUCGUGCUUGGACUGGCUCUGAUGGCUGAUGGUGUGGAGAUCUUUGUGGUGGGCUUCGUGCUGCCUAGCGCCGAGAAAGACAUGUGCCUGUCCGACUCCAACAAGGGCAUGCUGGGGCUCAUCGUCUACCUGGGCAUGAUGGUGGGAGCCUUCCUCUGGGGCGGUCUGGCUGAUCGCCUGGGUCGCAGGCAGUGUCUGCUCAUCUCGCUCUCAGUCAACAGCGUCUUCGCCUUCUUCUCGUCUUUUGUCCAGGGUUAUGGCACUUUCCUCUUCUGCCGCCUCCUUUCCGGGGUUGGGAUUGGAGGGUCCAUCCCCAUCGUCUUCUCCUAUUUCUCGGAGUUUCUGGCCCAGGAGAAACGUGGGGAACAUUUGAGUUGGCUCUGCAUGUUCUGGAUGAUUGGUGGCGUGUACGCAGCUGCGAUGGCCUGGGCCAUCAUCCCCCACUACGGGUGGAGUUUCCAGAUGGGCUCCGCUUACCAGUUCCACAGCUGGAGGGUCUUUGUCCUCGUCUGCGCCUUUCCUUCCGUGUUUGCCAUUGGGGCCCUCACCACACAGCCUGAGAGCCCCCGCUUCUUCCUGGAGAACGGGAAGCAUGAUGAGGCCUGGAUGGUGCUGAAGCAAGUUCAUGACACCAACAUGCGAGCCAAGGGGCAUCCUGAGCGAGUAUUCUCAGUAACCCACAUCAAGACGAUUCAUCAGGAGGAUGAAUUGAUUGAGAUCCAGUCGGACACAGGGACCUGGUAUCAGCGCUGGGGGGUCCGGGCCUUGAGCCUGGGGGGACAGGUCUGGGGAAAUUUCCUCUCCUGCUUUGGUCCCGAAUACCGGCGCAUCACUCUGAUGAUGAUGGGUGUGUGGUUCACCAUGUCCUUCAGCUACUAUGGACUGACUGUCUGGUUUCCCGACAUGAUCCGCCAUCUCCAGGCGGUGGACUACGCGGCCCGCACCAAAGUGUUCCCCGGGGAGCGCGUCGAGCACGUGACUUUUAACUUCACCCUGGAGAAUCAGAUCCACCGAGGGGGGCAGUACUUCAAUGACAAGUUCAUUGGGCUGCGUCUGAAGUCAGUGUCCUUUGAGGACUCCCUGUUUGAGGAGUGUUAUUUUGAGGAUGUCACAUCCACCAACACAUUCUUCCGCAAUUGCACGUUCAUCAACACCGUGUUCUACAACACUGACCUGUUUGAGUAUAAGUUUGUGAACAGCCGUCUGGUGAACAGCACGUUCCUGCACAACAAGGAGGGCUGCCCGCUGGAUGUGACGGGGACAGGCGAAGGAGCCUACAUGGUGUACUUUGUCAGCUUCUUGGGGUCCCUGGCUGUGCUUCCCGGGAACAUUGUGUCUGCCCUGCUCAUGGACAAGAUUGGCAGGCUCCGGAUGCUUGCUGGCUCCAGCGUGAUGUCCUGUGUCUCCUGCUUCUUCCUGUCCUUUGGGAACAGCGAGUCAGCCAUGAUUGCUUUGCUCUGCCUUUUUGGGGGGGUCAGCAUUGCGUCCUGGAACGCGCUGGACGUGCUGACCGUCGAACUCUAUCCCUCGGACAAAAGGACCACGGCCUUCGGCUUCCUGAACGCCCUGUGCAAGCUGGCGGCCGUGCUGGGCAUCAGCAUCUUCACGUCCUUUGUGGGAAUCACCAAGGCCGCCCCCAUCCUCUUUGCCUCAGCUGCCCUUGCCCUUGGCAGCUCUCUGGCCCUGAAGCUGCCCGAGACCCGGGGGCAGGUGCUGCAAUGAGGGCGUCUCUGGAGCUUCAGGGGUGGCAGGCACACUGUGAGACCAACUCCUUCUUCCCCUCCCUGCCCUGCCAUCCCGGCCCCCAGAGCCCUCGCUCCCCACUCCCCUGUGUUUGGUGUCUUCGCUGUGUGUGCGCGUGUGCAUGUGUGACCCCCAUGGGGAGGGACCACAGGGAAGGUUCCUUCACCCCAGCUUUGGGGUGAAGCUCCACUCCCCACCCCGUCACCCUGGACUUUGCACAAAAGAAGGCUAAGCCUCACCCUUCUCCCCCCAGUGUUAGCGAGGGCUCCUGCUUCCCUACUCCAGGGGUUCGAGAACAGGCCUCCUGCAUCCCCCCACCAUUCCCUCUGCCUAGGCCCUGGUGAAGCCAUGAGUAUGCAGUUCCGUUGGGGGCUGGGGCUUGGGUGUAGACCAUGGACCAAAAGAACUUGCCGAGCUGGAAGGGCCUUGAGUGGCCUCUCACGCCUCCGGUGGGAUGCUGGAGGAGUAGCAAUAAACCUCAGCCGCUGGCCUCCACUUCCCCUCAACGUGGGCUACAAAGGUGAAGCCUGAGUUCUAUGAAACGAGCUGAUUAUUUAUUUAUAUGUUCAGUUCUGAGGCAGCUCAGCAGGACUGUGUGUGUGUGAAUGUGUGUACUCCUGUGUGUGUGUGCGUGUGUGUGCGUGCGCUAUGGGGCGGGGGUGUCACUAUGCUGUCCUAAAAUAGAAGCCAAGGGUAAUUUCAGCAGACACACACGCAGCCCUGCCUCCCACAGUACCUCCCCUAACACUGUUUCCAUGGCCGGCCUGGGAGCCUGGGAGGCAGGAGUGCUAGACCGGCUGGAGUAAGAGCCCCGCCAUCCAGCGAGACGGGAGGGCAUCGGGCAAGGUCUGUCUCUUUUCUUGUUCUUAAGAAGCACAGGCUGGCUGCCGUGAGAGGCUCCACCUACCACAGCGCAGACAGAAGCCGAGCAGCUGCCCUCCCACGCCCCCAGCCUGUCCCCACAGGGCCAGGAGAGCAGGGAGAGAAAGAAACCAGGCACAUGGUCAAACCAGCAGAUCAAAAAGCACAAGGAGCUAGGGCAGGGGCGGGAAAUGGGGCACCCAACCCCCGUCAACUCCUCUAAAACCGGGAGAGGUUGGGCAGUAAAUGGGGGACCCCCCAAUGCAGGGACCAGAAGCCUCAGUUUCCCCAUAUCACCCUUCCACACAAUAGCCUCUGUAGGUUAGGCUACCCCAGCCCCACCCAACUCUGUGUGGCUGCUUUCCCUGGUGCCCUCUCCCGGCCCCACUGUAGCUGUGAUGUGUUGUAGUUUUUAGCCGUUUGUAAAAUGUUAAAGAAAAACAAAUGUGAAAAGGAAAAAAAAAAAGUGAAAAUAACAAAAAAGAAAAUCCAAAUCACCUUCCUCAUGCUGUGUCUGGUGCCCCCCCCCCCCCCCCCAGUCACUCUGCCCAUUUUGUAACACUGCACCAGGUGGUGUCUGUGCUCCAAGGACUGCCUCCUCCCCCAGCGCCCCCUGUGCGAGUGUGUGCCCUCUUUGCCGACCCUCACCUGCUGGACGUAGCCCUGCCCCUGCACUCCCUGGGAGGGCCCAUCCAUCUCCCUUGCUCUCCUGGGGAACCCUACGCCCAACUCUGUUGAUGUGAAUAAUGAAAUGAGAAAUACUGAUGACAAAUAAAACAAAUCCUGUAAAUCUCAAA